This is a messenger RNA of Thalassophryne amazonica, 1125 nucleotides long. Its product is annotated as caspase activity and apoptosis inhibitor 1. The transcript has 6 exons. The coding region runs from base 117 to 1094 and encodes 325 amino acids. The record is from RefSeq and is a predicted model, not a curated record. Lineage: Eukaryota; Metazoa; Chordata; Actinopteri; Batrachoidiformes; Batrachoididae.
GUCGUCGCUUGAAAAUGACGUAGUUACCUCGCGUCAUGUUCAGCUUCACCAAAGUUGAUUUGUUUUGACGGUGAAUAUAUAUUUGUAAAAUUCGGUCUUAUUUGUUUUGUUAAAACAUGCUGAAAAAGAAGAGCACCAGCGAAAAGAAAAGAAAGCAGUCGCAGGCCGAAGAGCGACACGACGGCGUCAAACGCAGGAGCACAGAGUCUAAUUUAGAGCAGCACUCCAAGGAUGAGCUGGCUGAUCCGGAGUUGGACAGAAUUGGUAGUGACAUUGAGGAGGGGGGCCUGGACCUGACUUUGCCCUUGAAGCCCAUCGCUGCUUAUGUGACAGACAAAAAGCAGAUGCUGGAGCAGUGUUUCCGUGUGCUGGGGGAGAGGAAGCUACAAAAGAUGCUGCCAGAUGAACUUAAGAGCUGUAGUUUAGAGGAAAUCAAACAUCUGUGUCAGCAGCAACUUCAGCAGAUCUCAGAGAAAAAUCUGACUCUGAUUUUAGCAGGUGAUGAUCUGAUGUCUGAAAAUGGGGACGAAAACACAGAACAGACUUCAGAAAGCCAGCAAGACAACAAUGUGGACUCAACAUCUUGUCUCAAAGACACUGCAAAAACUGAGGAAUCGAAGCAAGAGGGUGGUGGUUCAGGCGAGGAGAGUGACGUCCUAAGCAUAAAUGCUGAUACUUAUGACAGUGACAUAGAAGGGCCAAAAGAGCAGACUGUUAAAGUUGUGGGCGGGGCAUUGAAAUCGUUUAAUGCCAGCAGAAGACCCACUGCAAAUCCAAAGCCGUCCAUCGGCCCCCAACCAGUGGCGACAAAGAAAGACAUUCAAAGCGACAUUGAUAAAAGUGUCAGUGAGAUUCUUGCAUUUUCACCCCCAGCAAGCGCACGGGGAUCAGAAGAACAAAUCGCACCGUCACAGUCUGCGGCCGUCCAACCCGCUCAAGGCGCAGCUGCCCCAACUCAUCCACUGGGAGUAUGUCAGCCCUCGGUUCAGCAGCUGGAGCUGCUUGAGCUGGAAAUGAGAGCGCGGGCCAUCAAAGCUUUAAUGAAGGCAAAUGAAGGGAAGAAAAUCUGUGUAGUGAAAAAUGUGGCAUGUUAAUUUAUUUCAUUAAACUUCAAACACCUGCAAA